Messenger RNA from Saccostrea cuccullata (small rock oyster), 2137 nucleotides. RefSeq names its product von Willebrand factor A domain-containing protein 5A-like. The transcript has 15 exons. The annotation marks the transcript as partial. NCBI's taxonomy places the organism in Eukaryota, Metazoa, Mollusca, Bivalvia, Ostreida, Ostreidae. The record is from RefSeq and is a predicted model, not a curated record.
CAAAUCAACGUUAUUUAAACCGAAGUGAUGAAGACUUAUCUUGUUUAUCCAAGUUAAAAGAUUACCUUGUAAAAUUCCUCUUCUUCGAUUGUUCAGGGUGAGUUACCACCUAUAGCAAUCAUGAGUCGUGGAUCCAGGUAUGGACUUAUGUCACUGACCGAAAACCGAUGUGUUCCGCUAAAGAAAAUCAACAUCCAGGUGGCGAUCCAUGGAUUCAUCGCCAACGUGACCUCUGACCUUCAGUAUGUUAACGACUCGGACGAGAACAUUGAGACAGAGUUUGUCUUCCCACUCGACUCUGACGCAGCUGUUUAUAAGUUUGAAGCUGAGUUAGACGGUAGAACCAUUGUAGCAGAGGUUCAAGAGAAAUCACAGGCAAAAGAGACAUACCAAGAUGCCGUUUCUUCUGGUCACACGGCUAUGUACAUGGGAGAAGAUGACAACGCUGGAGAUAUAUUUCGUCUCAAACUCGGAAAUCUCCCGGCCAAGAAAGCAGCAAAAUUCACAUUUGCUUACGUAGUGGAGCUGGAUUUGUCAUCUGAUAAAGCGGGGACAUUUAUGUUGCCAACAGUUCUAAAUCCAAGAUACGUUCCAGACUGUUCAUCAAAAGACGAAUCUAACUCUGAGGAGACUGACACAACAUUAAUAACAUGUAAAACAACCGAAAGCGAUUUUGGAAUGAUAUAUUGCUCAGACUUUACAAUGAAUUUGGAAGCUGAAGUUGAUGGAGGUAGAAACCUUAUGGUUUCCGAAAACAAGAUGGAGUUUGAUGUGGUGGCAGAUGCAAUCGAUAACAAGAUGACGUCAUCCAAACAGCUCAAACAUGGAUCUGAUUUCACAAUAGUUUUACACUACAAAGGAUUUGAAAAGCCAGGAGCAGUGCUAGAGAAAGGAAAGGAAGGCAGCGAAAAACCAUUUUUAUCGACGGAUGUGCUUAUGAUUAAUUUUUCCCCAGAAUUCAAAGACUUGGACACAAACGUGCCGUGUGAAUUUGUUUUUAUAAUCGACCGUUCUGGGUCAAUGAAAAGAUCUCGAAUUACGAAAGCCAAAGAGACUUUACUGUUGCUUUUGAAGAGUCUUCCUGUACAAUGUAUUUUCAAUGUUGUCAGUUUUGGAUCAAGUUUUUCUACUUUGUUCCCAAAGAGCAUAGAGUAUAAUGAGCAAAACCUAGAAGAAGCUCUGAAUCUACAAAAGACGAUGGAAGCUGAUAUGGGAGGAACAGAGAUCUUCAAGCCACUAGAAUAUGUCUUCAGUAAAAAAUAUUCGUGUUCCUAUGCUAGACAGGUUUUUCUACUGACGGAUGGACAAGUUUCGAACAUCCCAGAAAUAGUCAAAUUAGUGAAAAAGCAGAAAUAUACUAGAGUGUUUACUUUUGGCAUUGGAGAUGGCUGUUCAACAGAACUAAUAAGGGAUGUCGCCAAAGUAAGCAAUGGAAAGGCCACUUUUGUGAAAGACAAUGACAGACUACAGUCAAAGGUAAUGUCUGUGUUGAAGAACAGUGUACAAUGCGGAAUAUCAGAUGUAUCUUUAACAUGGGAUCUACCUGAUGGUUGUUCUGUUAUCAAUGCCCCAGAAGAAGUUCCACCAAUUUUUCAAGGAGAGAAACUGAUUCUUUAUGGUAUUAUAUCAGGUGAUAUUUCGAAGCAUGCUUCUAAAACACAUUCGAUGAAAUUGACUGGAAAGGCUGGUGACAAGGGUGUGGAGUUUAACGUGGAUUUUGACUUGAACAUCAGCAAGUCUAGCGACACAGAUGAAUCAUAUCCACUCCAUAGACUUGCGGCCAAAUCCAGAUUAUCAGAGAUGGAAACGAAUUAUGCUAAUGAGAGUGUGAUGGUGGCAUUAAGUACAGAAGUCAAUGUAACUUGCAAACACACAGCCUUUGUUGGUGUAGAUAGAGAGAGCAAAGAGAUUGUAGAAAAAUAUAUACCGAUGCAGAUGACUUCGACAAAGUCGUACACGAGGAGGUCUAACUUCAAUCUAUGUGCUGCACGCUCACAUUAUGCCGUACCAAAUUUUUGUUCAAAUAUUGUACGAGAAGAUAAGCCAAUGAAGUUCCAGUCACGAGUACAUAACAAAAUGUUCUAUAGGUCAAUGGCAUGUUCUUUGGACAUUGGGAAUCGAGAUCUUGAACAGCAAG